Molecule: messenger RNA, 336 nt
Organism: Dichomitus squalens LYAD-421 SS1
Lineage: Eukaryota; Fungi; Basidiomycota; Agaricomycetes; Polyporales; Polyporaceae
Product: ribosomal protein 60S
Exons: 3
Biological process (GO): cytoplasmic translation; translational elongation
Cellular component (GO): ribosome; cytosolic large ribosomal subunit
Molecular function (GO): protein kinase activator activity; structural constituent of ribosome; ribonucleoprotein complex binding
Source: RefSeq, a predicted model, not a curated record
CAGGCCUCCACUGAACUCGCCGCUACGUACGCCGCGCUAAUCCUCGCCGACGAUGGCGUUGAGAUUACUUCUGACAAGAUCCUUGCGCUGACCGAGGCGGCGUCCAUCGAGCUCGAGCCAAUCUGGGCGAGCCUUCUCGCCAAAGCCCUCGAGGGCAAGAAUGUGAAGGAGCUCCUCUCAAACGUUGGUGCUGGCGGUGCCGGUCCCGCAGCCGCACCAGCGGCGGGCGGCGCGGCUGCUGGUGGCGCUGCCGCCGAGGCACCCAAAGAGGAGGAGAAGAAGGAGGAGGAGAAGGAGGAGUCCGACGACGACAUGGGCUUCGGUCUCUUCGACUGA